This is a messenger RNA of Trametes versicolor FP-101664 SS1, 1440 nucleotides long. RefSeq lists its product as uncharacterized. Lineage: Eukaryota; Fungi; Basidiomycota; Agaricomycetes; Polyporales; Polyporaceae. The transcript has 3 exons. Bases 1 to 1440 code for a protein of 479 amino acids. The record is from RefSeq and is a predicted model, not a curated record.
AUGUCCGCCUCGUCCUCGUCCACACACCUGGGGUCGACGAGCGGUCAGGACGAGCUUAUACCCCUCGGACACAACUGGUUCAUACAUAACCCUAACUUGCGCUCCGUCCGCGUGCACUACGAAGCGAUACCGAAGGAUCACCCCGCGCUGCCCGCCGCGGAGCACGCACUGGAGAAGAUCGUGCGCGUCCUCGUUCGGCUGCACGGAUGUCGUGCAUCUAUCGUCCCCUGUCUGCACCGUGCGGAGCGCGACAUGCAGGACCUCCCUGUCGUCCUGCACGCGACGCUGCUCGACGUCGAGGUCCUGGAGAUGCUGCACCUCAUGAACAGCACGAUCCCCGUACACCUCUACAUCGGAGACCCGCUCACGACGGGCACCCCAUUCGACGCCUACAGCCCGGAGAAGCUCGUGAUUCCCAGCGAGCUCCGCCCGGGCGACCCUAUCUUCUGCGCGAGCACCGAGCGCGUCACGGUGUUCACCGCGUACCUCCACCUGCCCGACGACGGCGCGCUGUACGGCCUGACAGCCGGGCAGGCCGUCGUCUCCCAGGCUGGCUUCCUCCCACAUCCACACCUCCUGCCACGUCCCGACAAGCACCAGCGGCGCAUGCGCAGCUCACAGCUCGCCCUCCAGCCGCUCGGCUGUCCGCUCUCAAACCCCGCCGUCAAGAUCGUUGAGCGCGCGAUCGAGCUCAUGGCGGUCCAACGCGAAAUGCUUAGCGCGGCGACGAGCCCUACCAGCUCCGAUGGCGCGACGAGUUCGCGAUCGAACGACAGACAUAUCGCGCGCAAGCGCCAGCACGACCUCGAGCGCGUUAUCCUGCAAGAUUCGCUUGCACGGGCGCACGAAUACGACGUCGGCCAGGCGUGCGCCGCCGAGGCCCUCAUCCGGCCAUGCAACAGCUCCUCACACGGCGGCUCUGCGGCACGGCCCUCCCCACGAGGGAAAGACAAAGACCCCGACCACACGCACCUGCUCUCGUGGGCGCUCAUCCGCAUGUCUGCAAAGACGUGCGACAACGCCGUCACGCUGCGCGCGCACCCGGGGCGCCUGGAGUGCGGCACCACGGUCGCGAUGCAGGUGAACGACCCGAACCUCGAGCGCCCGCUCGGGCCGUACCGCGACGGCGUGGUCAACGGCGCGCCCGCAAGCGUCGUCUUGGGGGGCCACGUCGCGCGCGAGUGGGCCGUGUUCCCCGCCGCCGGGAAGGGCGUGCGGUUCGCGGUGCGCGGCGACGCGGGCGCGCUCGUGACGGCCGUCGGGCGGGCGGGCGAGCGCGACGGCGGGACGUCGACGCCCGUGGCGCUCUUGUAUGCGAUACCGGAGCGGGGGCCGUACGGGCUUGUGACGUCGCUGACGACGAUAAUGCGGCGGAUCCGGGACGUGACCGGUCUGGAGCUGCGGUUCCAGGGGAGUUGGUGGAGGGAUGGCUAUGGAUGA